Aspergillus welwitschiae is the source of this 813-nucleotide messenger RNA. RefSeq names its product endo alpha-1,4 polygalactosaminidase. The coding region runs from base 1 to 813 and encodes 270 amino acids. The transcript has a single exon. NCBI's taxonomy places the organism in Eukaryota, Fungi, Ascomycota, Eurotiomycetes, Eurotiales, Aspergillaceae. The record is from RefSeq and is a predicted model, not a curated record.
AUGUUCAUACUCAUUCUCUUCCUCGCCCUACUGGCCCAGGGUCUUACCAUUCCCCGCUCACCCACGGGCAACAUCUGGCAGCCCAGAGUAGGCGCUUCAUGGGACAUUGUUCUCUCAACCAACGUGCCCCGUCCUGAUCCCACCACUGAAAUCUAUGACAUCGACAUGUGGAGCAGCGAGCCCAGUACCGUCGAUGCCCUCCACAGACAAAACCACAAAGUGAUCUGCUACUUUUCUGCCGGAAGCUACGAGCCGCACAAAAAGGACAGUGCCUCGUUUCCAGAAGAAGCGCUGGGCAAUCCCCUCCAUGACUGGCCGUCGGAGAGAUGGCUGGAUGUUCGCCAUCCUCAAGUGCGCCGGAUCAUGGCAGCCCGAUUGGACCGAGCACAGAAACUGGGCUGUGAUGGUGUUGAUCCAGAUAAUGUUGAUGGCUACGGGAACGAUAACGGGUUUGGCCUGAAGAAACAGGAUUCAGUGAACUAUAUCAAUUGGUUGGCUGGAGAGGCGCAUAGUCGCGGCUUGGCUAUAGGGCUGAAGAACGCAGGGGACGUCAUUCCUGAGGUUCUUGCGAACGUGCAGUGGAGUGUCAAUGAAGAGUGUGCGAAUAGAAACGAGUGCGAUCUGUAUGCUUCUAUUGCAAGGGCCGGGAAGCCGAUUUUUCACAUCGAAUACCCGAAAGGUAGUGACAGGAAUGACAAUGAAGAUGUCGAUCCGGAGGAGAAGAGACGGCACUGCGAAUUCUCCAAUUCGGGACUGUUUUCAACGGUUCUGAAGAACAUCAUCCUGGAUCGUUGGGUUCAACGGUGUAACUGA